Clonostachys solani is the source of this 828-nucleotide messenger RNA. Lineage: Eukaryota; Fungi; Ascomycota; Sordariomycetes; Hypocreales; Bionectriaceae. The record is from the annotation of a GenBank genome assembly.
AUGGUCGCUAUUCAGAACCUUGGCCUUGCGGCUCUCGUGUGGCUCGGCCUCGCCAGCAAGGGACUUGCUAUGGGCAUCGAUGAGUCCACUGACGGUCUUUACCUCGUAGAGAGAGACGAGCCCGUACAGCUUGAGGCUCGUACCAGACAUGGUCGACCCGGAGAUGAUCCUCGUACCUGGGGACCCAAUGCAGGAGGCCCCAGACAGGGUGGCAAGAGGACCCGAAGCAUUGACGACUAUGAAGCCGAGCUUUUCACCCGUACCAGGCACGGCCGACCUGGAGAUGACCCUCGUACCUGGGGACCCAAUGCAGGCGGUCCCCGACAGGGCGGCAAGAGAACCCGUGAUUAUGAAGCUGAGCUCUUCACCCGCACCAGGCACGGCCGACCUGGAGAUGAUCCUCGCACCUGGGGACCUAACGCAGGCGGCCCUCGACAGGGCGGCAAGAGAACCCGUGAUUAUGAUGCUGAGCUCUUCACCCGUACCAGGCACGGCCGGCCUGGAGACGACCCGCGAACCUGGGGGCCUAACGCAGGUGGUCCUCGUCAGGGUGGUAAGAGAACCCGAAGCAUUGACGACUUCGAGAGCGAGCUUUUCACCCGCACCAGGCACGGCCGACCUGGAGACGAUCCUCGCACCUGGGGACCUAACGCAGGUGGCCCUCGACAGGGCGGCAAGAGAACCCGAAGCAUCGACGACUAUGAGGGCGAACUUUACGCCCGCGCACGCAACAGUCCCGGAUACCACCCUGCUCCCGUCCGUGGCGGUAGCCAACCUCGUAUCGGUGGGCACCGCGGGACUCGGGACCUGGAGGAGUUGGAGGAGUAA